Penicillium digitatum Pd1 is the source of this 1467-nucleotide messenger RNA. RefSeq lists its product as uncharacterized. The record is from RefSeq and is a predicted model, not a curated record. NCBI's taxonomy places the organism in Eukaryota, Fungi, Ascomycota, Eurotiomycetes, Eurotiales, Aspergillaceae.
AUGUCUACAAAACAGCCUCGUACCCCAGAUCUCCUGGCUCAAGGCGAAUCUUGGGUGAUUGCAUCAACUGCUUCUCUGAAGCCAAACGAAGACCCCAUCAAAACUCCAAAUGCCCUGCAUAAAAGCAGCAAAGUAGCCACAAAGACAGCCGACCCUGCAUCAGAGUCACUGACCUCCUCGUCAUCAUCAUCAUGGGCCACAUCAGGCCCGGAGCUCAUCAUGCCCUCUAUCUGCGAAACGCCUACUAUAGAAGGGUCAUGGAUAGAAUAUGUACGGAGUCCGAAGCAGCAAAGCUCAGAAAGCAUAAGAAAACGACGCAAAGUUUCCUUACCGAAGAGUGCAAAGCAGCGAGAGCAGGACCGGACCUACGCUCGAGCUGGAGAUGCAAACGCUGGUUCGUCUGCAAAGACGACAACCAAACAAGCAGGCCAGGUUGUGAAGUCCAAGUCCAUCUGUCGUGGUCAUACUGCCCUCGCCCGGAAAGUAAUCAACGCAGUUUUGAUUGCCAUCAUCCUACACCUGUUGGUUCUCCCCGAGGUAGUCUAUCAGGCCAAAGACCUCUGCCGUCUCCCAAGCAUCAAGACUCUCUACCCCAACAGCUGCAUCACCCUCCCCAUGACAUACCCACUGCCCAGCGCCUACCCCCCAUCUGCAAUAACCCCAGAAGAAGUCCUCACAACCUCCCAGCACCAACUGGAAUCCAUAUUCGACACAGCCCUCGAAACCCUCACACCUCUCUCCGCAGUCCUCAAACAAAGCGAAAGCAUGCUCGCCGACCUAGAAUCGCAACUAAAAUCAACCUUCCCAGACGCUCACAACGCGCUAGACCUCGAAUUCACCGGCAGCAACGAAGCCGUUCAAACAGCAGUAUGGGAAUUCAACUCUCUACGCGCAGACCUGCGCUCAGCAAUCGACAGCCUACUCGCCUCACGACCAGCAAGUGAAAUAUUCGGCACCGUAGCUCUUGACACGCGACUCGCGAUCCAAAUGCGACGCCGUGAAGAGUACCUCGACCGACUUCGCUCUCAAAUCUGCAGCAAGGCAGACUCGCUCAACGCGCGUUUCAUAACACUAGACGACCACCUCGAAGCAGUGGACGGAAUCGUAGCACGCGAAGAACGACGAAGCCCAACAUUCCACAAGUACCGAUCCCCGUCUCAGGACAGCAACAGCAACCGGCUCUAUUCCGUGCUCGACUCGCUCCCACUAGGACCAUUCGGGGCAUUAUUGUUCCGGGGACGAUCGUCAGGAGGUGCAGAUGGCAAUGUAGUUGCAAGAAUGGAGUCGUCAUCUUCUGCCGUGUCCUCCACUGCAUCCACCGAGCCCACACACACACCCCGUCCCGCGGCAACCCUUGCUCUUCGGGUCGCGGCCACGCACCAUCAUCCCGUUGCUGACUCGGUUUCGCGGUUAUCACGCCAAUUAGGGGACGUGCGACGUGCAACUGGGGCAGGGUCCACUUGGUGA